This is a messenger RNA of Arabidopsis arenosa, 775 nucleotides long. NCBI's taxonomy places the organism in Eukaryota, Viridiplantae, Streptophyta, Magnoliopsida, Brassicales, Brassicaceae. The record is from the annotation of a GenBank genome assembly.
ACAAUUACAACUUCACCAAACCCUGUCAUAUUCUAAAUCAGAAAUGUUUAAAACAACAAUAGCUAUAGACCAAAAACAAGUUGAUGAAUGCAUACAAGCCCUGAUGUCGAACUCCAAGAACCUUAAAAGGUUGAUCGGUGUGGACACGUUAUCAUCUCGAACAGCACCAGGAAUAACCUCAAUCGCUGUCCUCCAUCUCUGUGAUGGAAACCAGAGCCUUAUAGUCAGGCUUACUUCUUUCCAUACAAUACCAGAGUCUCUCUACAACUUCCUCAGCUUACCAGGUUUUACUUUUGUGGGUUUUGGAAUAAAUGAUGCAAUGUCUAGGCUCUGGAACGAGUACGGAUUUGUGUGCAAGAACACCUUCGAGGCUCGCUCCUCCCUGUGGUGCAGUGAUACGGAUUCUUAUGUGAAUUUUGUGGUUAGGACUAUGCAUGUGCCACCAACUCAGUGUAUCUCAGAUAUUUGGGAUUGCAAAGGUAAUCUCACGGAGGAUUUAAUCGACCUUACAGUCUCAAAUGCCAUAGCUGCUUUACGUAUUGGAGACAAACUUCUUUAUCCCAUCGGUAUUACUAUGUGAGAAGCAGCGUAAAAGCUUCUUUUUACUUCUUUUCCUUUUCUCUGUUUUGGUGUUUUUCCUUGUUUCGAAUUUCCUUUUCAUCUAGGUGUUUUCCUUUAAACUUAGGGCUGCGGCUUUGCCCUCUCUUCUAUUUAAGCUAUGUACUUUGCUACUUUGAGAGGAGCUUUUGAUUUAUAAUAAAAAACAGACGAAUUC